This is a messenger RNA of Arachis duranensis, 929 nucleotides long. RefSeq names its product iron-sulfur assembly protein IscA-like 1, mitochondrial. Gene Ontology annotation, cellular component: cytoplasm; mitochondrion. Gene Ontology annotation, biological process: iron-sulfur cluster assembly. The record is from RefSeq and is a predicted model, not a curated record. The transcript has 3 exons. Lineage: Eukaryota; Viridiplantae; Streptophyta; Magnoliopsida; Fabales; Fabaceae. Bases 196 to 597 code for a protein of 133 amino acids. Gene Ontology annotation, molecular function: 2 iron, 2 sulfur cluster binding.
UCAUCCUAUCUCCAUCCAUCUCCAAAAACACAACACAACAGAAUUGCAAUUUGAUUCUAAUUAAUUAACAAAUAAAAACGACAGAAUCUGCUUCCACAAUGCACUAACCCUAACUCCCAUCAAAUUCACAAUUCAAUCGUCAUCUUCUUUUUCUUGCCUUUUUGAGCAGAUCUAGUCCCUUUCCGCGAACAGGCGAUGGCAUCGAAGGCCGUGGCCGUGGCAGCUGAGAAGGUUGGUAGGGCGGCGCGCCGUCAGGCCGUUACCUUAACGGACACCGCCGCCUCCCGUGUACGGCAGCUUCUUGAACAGCGCCAGAGGUCCUUCCUCAAGCUCGGUGUCAAGGCUCGCGGUUGUAACGGCUUAUCCUACACUCUCAACUAUGCAGAUGAAAAGGGGAAGUUUGAUGAGUUGGUUGAGGAUAAAGGUGUCAAGAUACUGAUUGAUCCAAAGGCCCUUAUGCAUGUCAUCGGAACAAAGAUGGAUUUUGUAGAUGACAAACUCAGAUCAGAGUUUAUUUUUGUCAAUCCAAACUCCAAAGGCCAGUGUGGUUGCGGUGAAUCUUUCAUGACAUCAAGUAGUGGAGGAGCUAAGCCAUGAAAUGGUUGCAAUUAUUGUUUGAUGAUUUUAAUCGGUGAACAUACCUGUACAAUUAAUGGAUUUCAAUAAUUUUGCCUGGGGAAACGAGGAAAUGAAAGCUUUUGGUGCUCGAACUACUGGAUAGUGAAUUUUGAAAUAGUUUCAUUACACGGUUCGCUGAAGCUAAUGGUAAUAACUAAUAAGGGCUUAGGACAACAACUAAUUUGUAUUAUCGCAACAUUUAUUCUGAUGAUUCCGAUUUCCAAUGUAAAUUAUGGAAUUUGUAUAGUGUGUACUUUGUAAAACAAUAUCAUUUAAAUAAAAGUAAAAUAUACACCAUUCUUAUAUCUUUA